AUGGCGCGCCUUCUGUUGAAACCCUUUCUUGUGGGCGCCAACAUUUUGAUCCCUUUGGCGAUACUUAUCUUUGCGAGGGGAUUCUUUCCUUAUAAGCCGUUUAUCCCUGGUCUUGCGCAGUAUGAGAAACUAGAGUUUGAGAAGGUGCCCGAAGCACCCUUUGAUCGGCUCAUCUUUAUGGUUAUUGAUGCCUUGAGGAGCGAUUUUGUAUAUCUCGAGGAUUCUGGCUUCGAGUACACCCAAGAUCUAAUCCGAGAUGGAGCCGCAAUUCCUUUCACGGCAUUCGCAAGGUCACCUACCGUGACCAUGCCUAGGCUCAAGGCCAUCACGACCGGCUCAAUCCCGUCCUUCCUCGACGCCAUCCUCAACAUCGAUGAGGGCGACACGACGUCGAGUUUGGCGGCGCAGGAUACUUGGCUUGCGCAGAUGAAGGCUAAGGGAACUGGAAAACUGCUUCUCUACGGCGACGACACGUGGCUGAAGCUUUUCCCUGAGACCUUCGAUCGGCAUGAUGGGACGUCUAGCUUUUUCGUUGCUGACUACACCGAGGUUGACCAUAAUGUGACUCGGAAUAUUGCUGGCGAGCUUCAGAACCAGGAUUGGAAUACCAUGAUCCUCCAUUAUCUUGGUUUAGAUCAUAUUGGCCAUAAGUCCGGGCCCCGAAGCUCAAAUAUGUUCCCGAAACAACGCGAGAUGGAUGGUAUUGUUGAGCAACUGUAUACUGCUAUGAAAAGCCAAGAGCACCUUUCAUCCACGCUACUCGUCGUGUGCGGAGAUCACGGCAUGAACGAUGCCGGAAACCAUGGUGCAUCCUCUCCCGGAGAGACGUCUCCGGCCCUUCUCUUCAUUUCUCCGAAGCUGAGGUCCAUAUCCUCCCGUCCGCAGACACCCGUGCCUUUCAAAGAAGAUUUCAAGUACUACUCGACCGUCGAGCAAUCUGAUCUAGCUCCAACCCUCGCAGGAUUGCUCGGCUUUCCAGUACCUCAGAAUAACCUUGGUGCCUUUAUCCCGGACUUUUUGCCACUUUGGGAACACAAAUCUGACCAGGUCCAACUUCUGAUUCGCAAUGCGAGGCAAAUCCUCGGUGUUGCCGCCGCCGCCUUUGGGGAAGACUUGUUUGACCUCAACUCGGCAUCUAACCCUUGCGCUGACGUGCGGAAUGAUGCACAGAGGCUAGCCUGUCAAUGGCGUUCGAUAAACAUACAGCUUGCUUCUGCAUCAUCGCAUGAAGAACUAGGCUCCGAAUGGAUUCGUGAGGUGACGGAGUGGCUUCGAGACGCGCAAGAUCUCAUGAGCAACAUGGCCAGUAACUACGAUAUGGGCAACAUAUUCUUGGCGGAAGCGAUCAUUGUGGUGGCUUGCGUUCUCUCAACGCUAGCCUUGCUUUGGUCUGGUCGCCCUCAGAAACGGUCUCUAUUACCUUUCGCGUCAAUCACCCUCGCAUAUGGCAUUAUGAUGUUCGCCAGCAGUUACGUCGAGGAAGAGCACCACUUCUGGUACUGGGCGACUACAGCGUGGAUUGGUAUCCUGGUUGCUAAGUAUAGGAAGAGCCAUAGCGGUUUCGAAAACUGUAUUUGGUUCACCUUGGUCAUGACUGCCACGAGACUAGUCAGAGGCUGGAACCAGACAGGCCAGAAAUUCGCCGGCAACCCCGAUAUCGUGAAGACUUUCAUAGCCACCAACCCAAAGUUCCUCUGGCUCUUGGUGAUGAUCACGUACAUCUGGCUCCAAGCGCGACUGCUGCGCCGGCUUCCCCAGAUUAUGCCCACUUGGAUUGCCGUGCCGUUUGUGGUUGCCCUUGUGCUGACGGCAUUUAGCUUCAAGCUCGCCUUCACCCAUGAGGAUUCUCCCGAAUUGGUGGUUGAGCCCAUGUCUGACCUGUAUGCUGCCCUGCCGAACCUGUCGCUUAUCACUCGGGCUAGACUUGUCUUCUACCAAGUCUGGAUUAUGGCUGUGUACGCUCUUGUGAACAGUCUUCGAGGUGGCCCCCAGGCGAAGAUUGGCUUCGAGCUACUUCACCACCUAUACACCAUCAUAGCCCUCACCCAAUCCCGCGUAACCAACAUCCCCCUCUUCCUCCUCCACGCCCUCCAACUCCGCUUCCUCCAAUCCCGCCCCCUCUCCAUCCCCGACCUCACAAUCUCCUCCCUCCUCCUCCAACAUACGUCCUACUUCGCCUUCGGCGGCACAAACGCCAUGUCCUCCGUCGACCUCUCAAGCGCCUACAACGGUGUCAGCGGCUUCAACGUCGUGGCCGUCGGCGUUCUCACCUUCAUCAGCAACUGGGCGGCGCCCAUCUACUGGAGCUCUGCGACGACACAACUCCUCACUUGUUCGAGAGGCGGCGACUCCCCCAAGGAGGAGAAGACUUCUCAGAGAGAGGAAGAGAGUACCGACGCGUUCACGCGGCAUGUGACGUAUCUCACGGCGUUUGUGGCGUGGAGCGUCCUGUUCGUCAUGGUGGCUUGUACGGUGUUAAGGACGCAUUUGUUCAUUUGGACGGUGUUUUCGCCCAAGUAUUUGUGGGAAUUGAUCUUCGUUAUGGCGGAAAAAUCGUAA
Messenger RNA from Scedosporium apiospermum, 2559 nucleotides. RefSeq lists its product as uncharacterized. Gene Ontology annotation, cellular component: endoplasmic reticulum membrane. NCBI's taxonomy places the organism in Eukaryota, Fungi, Ascomycota, Sordariomycetes, Microascales, Microascaceae. Gene Ontology annotation, biological process: GPI anchor biosynthetic process. The record is from RefSeq and is a predicted model, not a curated record. The transcript is spliced from 11 exons. The coding region runs from base 1 to 2559 and encodes 852 amino acids.